AUGCCAAGCGCUGUCGUCGCUGCGGGCAAUGCGGUGCUGCAGACUGGCACUUCGCAGGCGAAGCUCCAGGCGGCGCUGGAGCCGUUCUGGGAGGAUCUCAAAAACCCCAGGGCUGGCAGCGCGCUAUUGAAGCACCUGGCGCGCAGGAAGAAGCUCCGGUACGUUUUGUCGCUGCUGAAGCUGCUGCAAGAAGACCCGGACUGCGAGGUGAACGGGUUUCACUUUACCAUCGCGAUCAGUGCGUGUGGCAAAGCGAGGAAAUGGCGCCAGGCGCUGGCGCUGUUCAGGGGCAUGGAGACCCAAGCCGUGCAGGCCAACACGGUGACCUACGGCGCAUGCAUCAGUGCGCUCAAGGCCGACCAAUGGCUGCUCUGCCUCGAGAUGUUGGAGGAGAUGCCUCAACGAGGAGUGCCGCGGAGCCCGAUCGCGAUGAGCGCCGGCAUUAGCGCGCUGGGCGAGAGGUGGGAGCUGUCGCUGCAGCUCCUCGGCUCCAUGCGCGAAGAGCAGAUCUCCCCAGACACCGUGGCCUGCAACGCCUGCAUCAGCGCCUGUGCUUCCUCGGCCCAGUGGCCCAUGGCGUUGCACCUGCUGCAUGCAAUGCCUGCCGCAGAGCUGGCGCCUGACAUCAUCUCCUUCAGCGCCGCCAUUGGUUCCUGCGAGGAAGGGCAGCAGUGGGAGAAAUCCUUGGCCCUCUUUCAUGACAUUCAAUCCAGGGGAAUGCGCUUGGACGAUUUUAGCUACAACGCCUUGAUCGGGUCCUUCUCCAGAGCAGGAGAAUGGCAAUACGCCCUACACUUCCUGUCACUCAAAGCUGCAAGCAAGUAUCAGCUGGAUGUCCACGCGUGCAGUGCCUGCGUGAGUGUGUGCGAGCGCGCGGGGCAGUGGGAGCACGUGCUGAGCCUCUGGCCGAAACUGCAGAUGGUCCAGCAGAGGGCCAACCUGCAGCAGCGGAGGCUCUACAGCUUGAGCAGCGAUGGGCCGGAAGAGGUGACUGAGCGCCUCAUGCGGGCCUUGGAGUUUCAAUGGGCCAGCGGCUAUCCUUUCCUACCAGCAGGCGAAGAUCAGCUGACCCAUGGCUUCUUCAAGUACAUCGCCGGUAUGCAGGCCCUCUGCGCUCGUGAGCUGCUGCAGCUGGUGCCGGACGCGCGCCAGGUGCUGGAUAUGUUCUGCGGCUCUGGCACCGUUCUGGUGGAGUCGCUGGUGGCCGGAAAGCGAGCGCUGGGCUGCGACGUCUCCCCCUUGGCCUUGCUGCUUGCGACGCACCACACGGAUGCGCGCGACAUUGAUUUGCAGGAGUUCCUAGGAGUGUCCGAGCGGUUGGCCGAGGAGUCUGGGGAUUGGCAGGCGCUGAAGAGCCAGAUCGCGGUGGUGUCGGAGGUUGGCCUCAGAGACGCGCUGCAGUUCGUGCUCCUGGUGUCGCUCUCCCGUGCCAGCGACGAAACUUACCUCCACUCGUCCUCCAAAGCGCCUGCGGAUGAGGAGAGCUUCUCGCCCUAUCUCUUCCUUGGAGUUGCGCGGCUCUAUGCGUCCAGAGUAGGCGCCUUGCGCCACGCCAUUGGCGGCGAGGCCGGGGAGCGCAUGGGUUGCGAUCUCUUCCGCUGCGACAACCGGCUGCUGCGUUUGGAGUCCCCGGUGGAUGCCAUCAUCACGGGGCCGCCGUACCCAGGGGUCUACGACUACCACGCGGUAGCGCAAGAAUGCGCUGAGCAGCUCGGAGACGAGACGCUCUUCAACUUCUGCGCUCCCGGCUUCAGCAUCCACGGCGCCGCCGCGCCGACAGCGGAGAGCUCGGCGGAAGCGGAGAAGGGCGAGAGCUCGGCGGAGUAUGCGCCGGGGAGAGAGAUCGGGCAGAACAGUCUCUGGCUGGAGGAUCCCAACUGGGCACAGCAAUGGCAGGCGCAGCAGGAAGCCUGGCUGGACUCCGCCUUUGCAAAUCUCCGACCUGGGGGCACUGCAACGCUCAUGAUCGGUGACGGGGACGCCUCUGCACUGGGGGACGGCGGCUUCGACUGCCUGCAGUCCACCCUCCAGGCGGCCGCUGCGGCUGGCUUCGAGACGGUGGCGACGGCAACGAUCCGGGCGAGGAGCAGGCAUCCCAAGCAGCCGAAGGGCAUGAAGCGUACGGAGCACAUGGGGCCCUGCGCUCGUCGCGUGCUCGUUGGCGUGCCAUGGGCCGGAGUGAAGCGGCGCAUGGAGCAGCUGGUAAAGUCCUCGAAAGACGCCUCUAACGUAGGCACGAGAAGGAUUGGCAAGAUGAGAACGCCGCCGGUCCAAAUACAGGAGGAGUUCAGGAGUAUCACCGCCCUGAGCCGCUUUCACCGCGGUUUGUGCAAAGUGCAGCUCUGA
Molecule: messenger RNA, 2346 nt
Organism: Effrenium voratum
Lineage: Eukaryota; Dinophyceae; Suessiales; Symbiodiniaceae
Source: the annotation of a GenBank genome assembly